UGACAUAUUUAAGUGUGCGCUGCUAGACUGGCGCAAUUUGUGCGAAAUAAGCGUCCAGUCUGCACACUGUGCAAGGUGGGUGUGAUAGAAAGCAUAUUUGUCAGCGUGUCGGACAUAUUUGUCAUUUGCAAACCCGCCAGUACCGUUUCAAGAUGGCAGCCCCUGAAGACAUUCAGGUCAAAGAGCUGGACAAGCGAGCUUCCGGUCAGGCCUUCGAGGUUCUUCUCGGUGCUCCCGCCCCAGACGCUAAGGGAGACUUCCCCCUGGCCCCUACGAAGAAAAAGGACGUCUCCCUGGAGGAGAUUCAGAGGAAGCUGGAUGCUGCAGAGGAAAGACGCAAGAACCAUGAAGCAGAGGUUCUGAAGCACCUGGCUGAGAAACGUGAGCACGAAAAGGAAGUUCUCCAGAAGGCGAUGGAAGAGAACAACAACUUCAGCAAGAUGGCGGAGGAGAAACUCCAACAAAAGAUGGAGGCCAACAAAGGCAACCGCACGGCCAUCAUGGCAGCAAUGAAUGAAAAGUUCAAGGAGAAAGACAAAAAAUUGGAAGAGGUGCGAAAAAACAAGGAAAGCAAUCCGACCAACAUGGAGGAAGAUGCUUCAGAAGACUGAGUUGCAAACAGGAACCUUUGUUAUUUGGAUUUGUUUCGGUAAGCCAGUGUAUUUGUGUGCACUCCCCACUUGAAGUAGGAAAACGUCCGUUUUGUGAUUGAUUUUUUUAUAUUCUUAAGCUCGAUGUGCUGAUUCCGUGUGGCGAACCACCCACCUUUAGUACCCGCUUAGUCGGAACUUUUGCGUAUUCCCACAUGUUUCGGUAUCCUAACCCGUAGGCUCCCGUGUGGGACAGUCCCGUCAUUUUCCUUCAAGCACAAAUGGGUCCUGAUUCCUAUGGCUUCAGCCUGGUUAUUCCUGGUCGUUCUGAAAAUGUGCUUCGUCUCGAGUCCUGAUUCUGCUGAUAAAAACCUGGUUUACAUGUCAAGCAUGGAAAUGUAUGGCCUUGUUUCAUGAACGAAAUCACCUGUGGAGAACUUCAUCAAGAGCAAUACACCCCAACAUCCGCAUCACGUCAUUAGUUGUACUCCAACGACGCGAAGGCACCGUUUUCCUUGUACUUUAGAUCACGCCGCGUGUUGAUGAGUCAGUGUUUAACCUGCCGUGUGUAAUCUCUCUCUGUUUAACAGCACAGUUUCAACGUUUGAAAUAAACUAUUUGCACUUA
Messenger RNA from Dunckerocampus dactyliophorus (ringed pipefish), 1217 nucleotides. It is a transcript of the gene stmn1a, whose product is annotated as stathmin 1a. Gene Ontology annotation, biological process: neuron projection development; regulation of microtubule polymerization or depolymerization; microtubule depolymerization. The transcript has 5 exons. The record is from RefSeq and is a predicted model, not a curated record. Lineage: Eukaryota; Metazoa; Chordata; Actinopteri; Syngnathiformes; Syngnathidae. Gene Ontology annotation, cellular component: cytoplasm; neuron projection. Gene Ontology annotation, molecular function: tubulin binding. The coding region runs from base 153 to 611 and encodes 152 amino acids.